AUUGACAAACAGUGCGGCCUCGGCGGCGACUCUCAGCGUGAAUUUCUAGCCAAGCUAUGGGAGACAAGAAGAGCCCCACCAGGCCGAAGCGGCAGCCGAAGCCGUCCUCUGAUGAGGGUUACUGGGACUGUAGCGUCUGCACCUUCCGGAACAGCGCCGAGGCCUUCAAGUGCAUGAUGUGCGAUGUGCGGAAGGGCACUUCCACACGAUCCACAUUCUUUGAAGUUAUUGUGAAUGCCUCGAGGACCAGGGAACGGUUGAAAUUUCCAAUUUCAGGAAGGAAACCUCGACCUGUCUCCCAGUUGGUUGCACAGCAGGUUACUCAGCAGUUUGUGCCCCCUACACAGUCAAAGAAAGAGAAAAAAGAUAAAGUAGAAAAAGAAAAAAGUGAAAAGGAAACAACUAGCAAAAAGAACAGUCAUAAGAAAACCAGGCCAAGAUUGAAAAAUGUGGAUCGGAGUAGUGCUCAGCAUUUGGAAGUUACCGUUGGAGAUCUAACAGUCAUUAUUACAGACUUUAAGGAGAAAACAAAGUCACCACCUGCGUCUAGUGCUGCUUCUGCAGAUCAACAUAGUCAGAGUGGUUCUAGCUCUGAUAACACAGAGAGAGGAAUGUCCAGGUCAUCUUCACCCAGAGGAGAAGCCUCAUCAUUGAAUGGAGAAUCUCAUUAAGUUUAUUUUCUCCAGUUUCUUAGUCACUUCUAUCAUACCAUGCAAAUACACAUACACAGAUUAUGCCAAGAAGUACCACAUUUUCAUGACAAACAUGUUUAUGCACAGUCCGUAAUUUGAGUUUUACAUAAAGUAGAAAUUUAUUAGAAUUUGUUAGAUUUUAUUGCAAUCUAUGCCUACCAAACAUUUCCAGACUUAACAUUUUGGUCUCUACAGUUAAAAAUGCCAUGAAAAUGUGGUUGAAUUAUUCAUUAUGCAGUGUUAUUGGUAAGUCUAUUUUCACUUUUAGUUUAGUGAAUUCUAACACAUAAUUCUUGAAUUCUCUACUAUUGGCAUGUAACGAAUUUAAAUUUUUAUAACAUAGUUCAAGCUGCCUAAAUAUGUAUUAUUUGAGAUUGUGAAACAAAUAGCUAUAUGUAUACAAGUCAAAGAUCAACUUAAUCAACUAUUGCUGCAGUAGGAUUUUUUCUUAAUGGUUAUCCUCUUAAAUGCACCUGCUGGUACUUGGUGUGGUUAAAUAGGAAAGUUGUUAUUAAAUAAAGAAUUUGUAUGAACCUUUGCCAAUGUUUUUGACACGUUUUACUAAAUUAUUGUUUCUGGUUUUGUUUGCUUUUUUUUCUUAUUUUUGAAGACAUUUAUUGUAAUGUUUACUAGCAGUCUAGUAAGCAAUAAAACAUUGAUUAUUUAGCUUUAUAAUUCAGGUUUAGUGUUAUUGUCAUUGAACACUGGUAUUUUCUGUAUUAUAUAAAACAUUAAAACGCAAAUAAUUGUAAGCAUUUAGCAAAAAGAGAAAAGAUAACUACCAUAUUUUAAAAGCUGCAAUUUUGAAAAAGCUUUAAUUUAAUGAUAGUUUUAUCACUGUUUUCUUUCCCCUCAAAUUAUCUAGGGUCAUAGAGGUAUGAAUCUAAUUAAUACAGAAAUGAGAGAUGUUGCACAGAACUGGGAAAUAACUAAUUUAAAAUAAGUUAAAUUGGCCUCUUGUUAACAAUUGUUAUGAAAAUCAUAGUGCCCUGUUCUCAGACAUAACUGUCAGUUUAUGCAUUUAUCAGUAUCCUGAUAUAAAAGUAUUUACAGCCCCAGUCACUAUUAUGUAAAAUUACCAAUAAAAUAUUUUUAUGACUACAGAUUUUGCAUUUUUGUUUACAACUAAUAAGCAUUCUGUGUUGUACUGAAAAAUCCAAACUAGAAACCACACAGUACUUCCUUAAAUUCUCUUAGGGUCUCCUGCUUUCUCUUAACCACUUGCUUAAUAUAUAUCCACCUGUAGGAGACUUACGAAAUGUUAAUUAAGUUAAAAACAUAACCUGAAUACAAAAUAUCACAUAAAAGACAUCAUUAUCACGUUUAAAGAAAAAAACUGUAGACCCUGACAGUUGUGAUAACUUAGUGGUUUCUCGUGGUAAUGUAAUUUUCUGUUUAAUUGCAGUACUUUUUACAGGCACAGUGGUACUGUCUUUUUGUAAGAUGCUAGUUGUGAAAUACAGUUAAUUGCAUACAGUAAAAGUCUGUGAUUAAAACAUUUAUAUACCUCA
Orycteropus afer afer is the source of this 2203-nucleotide messenger RNA. RefSeq names its product YY1 associated factor 2 (gene YAF2). Gene Ontology annotation, biological process: positive regulation of DNA-templated transcription. Gene Ontology annotation, molecular function: DNA binding; transcription coregulator activity. NCBI's taxonomy places the organism in Eukaryota, Metazoa, Chordata, Mammalia, Tubulidentata, Orycteropodidae. Gene Ontology annotation, cellular component: nucleus. The record is from RefSeq and is a predicted model, not a curated record.